CCCAUAAAAACAUUACAAAUCUCAACGCCAAUCGUUUUUUUUCGGAUACCACCAUGAUCUUCGCAGCGAAAUUUGUGGCGAUCGCGGCUUUCGUGGCGCUCGCAUCGUCGGCCCCGGCGGGCAACGAGCCGACGCCCCCGGCGAUUGUAAUCGUGAGACAGAGUCAGGACGGACCCAACCCCGACGGCUCGUACUCCUACAGCUACGAGACGUCCAACGGCAUCAAUGUCGAGGAGCAGGGGUCCCUGCAGCCGGCGUCCAACCCCGACGCUGAGAACAAGGAAGCCAACAGUGUUCAAGGCAGCUAUGCCUACCCCGACGAGAAUGGCAACCUCAUCCAGGUGACUUACACAGCCGGUGAAAACGGCUUCCAGCCGGAGGGUGCGCACCUUCCAGUCGCGCCUGCCGUACCAGAGGCCAUUCUCAAGGCCCUCGAGUGGAUCGCCGCACACCCGGAGGAAGAUAAACUGCAGUAACUCGAUUGGCUAGAUUCGCCUAUCAAUCGGCCCCAAGAAUUGCUCAAGCUGCACCUAUUGUUUUUUUUGUUUUUAUUUUUAUACGAAGGGGAGGGUGAGGCAAAGAGGAAAAAAUAUUUCACUCUAU
Molecule: messenger RNA, 603 nt
Organism: Diachasma alloeum
Lineage: Eukaryota; Metazoa; Arthropoda; Insecta; Hymenoptera; Braconidae
Product: cuticle protein CP14.6
Exons: 2
Coding region: 54-476 (140 amino acids)
Cellular component (GO): chitin-based extracellular matrix
Molecular function (GO): structural constituent of chitin-based larval cuticle
Source: RefSeq, a predicted model, not a curated record